AGUAAUGACAUAAUUUUGACAUAAACCGCAAAUGCAAAUAAAAUGCUCAUGGCUUCGCUACAGCGCCAUUUUAACAUUAACCUUUUUAGACAGGGAGGAGAUUAAUAAUUUUGUUAAAAAUAUGUGCCGAAGCAGUUCAUACGUUUGUCCGUAUUAAAUAAUUAAACAUUAGCAAUGAGUGCAAUUUAAAGAACAAAGGAUAAUUCGGUAUGGAAGAUGGUUUAGAAAGCCAUGUAAAUGAUAUUCAGUUACCUGAAAAUGUAAAAAAUGGAGAGAUAGACUCCAGUAUGGCAAAUUUCCCUGAAGGGACUGUCACUGAAGCUAAAGAUGAUAAAAAAUCCUCAGGCUCACCCAAAGUUAAUGGAGAUUAUUCCCAAGAAUAUGAAGAAACAAAUAAUAGUUUAUAUCAAGACUCUUACAGUUCUGAAAGUGAUGCAUUGGUUAUAGAUGAAAGUGUACCUAAAAAGAAAAAAGGCAAAGGAAAAUCUAAUAAGAAAAAUAAAGAAGUAAUCCGUCGCAUGAGCGAAAAAGAAAAUGAAAUUGUUGGUAGCCCUAGUGAGUCUCGUGAAAAAGACAGUAGUGUAGAAGAAAAAAUUGUUGAAUUAAAAAAAGACUUGUUUAGCAGUGAUCAAAGCAGUAACUUGACUGUGCAAAAACCGUGUGACGAUUUAAGUGUAGAAAACCAAAUUAUACCAAGUGAUGAUAAACAAACUAGUAACAUUUUUAAUGAAAACAGUGAAAUUGUAGAUACAGUAGUUAGUAAAACUGGUUCAGAUUGUGAUCAUUCUGUAGUAGAUAGUGAAACAAAUUGUGCCCAGGAUCUUUUAACACAUUCAAAUCCUUAUUUUAAUGAAUCUUUGUUUGAGUUGUCUCAAUUACAUCAUUCCAAUGAGGAAACUACUACAGAUAAUCCAAGUAAUAUUUUAAGUAGUAAAGAAAUAAAUUCCAGUUGUAAUAAAGGUUCGAAACGUUUUAAACCCAAGCCUAAACUAAAAGAAUAUGCUCAGUACUUAGGACUUCAGCCUGCUGUACAAUUUAAAUGCCCCAAGUGUGGAAAAUCAGGUUUCGAAUCUUUACACGUAUUACAAGAUCAUUUUUUGCAAUGUAAUGCAGUACAGAGCUUAGAGAAAGCUAUAGAAAAUGAGAAUAUAUCUGGAUUUAAAUUGACUCGAAAAGUAUUUUUAUGCUCAGCUUGUGGCACUUAUUACGAAAACUGGAAUUUGUAUAUGCAUAUGUUAGAGUAUCACAGACGUUACAUAUGUUUAUAUUGUUUAGGAAUGUUUUCUGUGUUAGAGGAUCUAUGUCAACACAUUCAAUCUAGGCAUAACCUUGAACCUGGUGUCAAAAAUACUUUAGAAGAUUUUUAUAAUACUUACACGGAACCUUGUUACGUAGUAUGUUGUGAAUGUAAUAGACAAUUUAACGAAGGUGAUAAUUUUUUUUACCAUAAUUGCAUACCACAAAAAUCAGCUACUAAGAACAAAUCAAAACUGAUUAAACAAGUAAUUGCUCCUGAAAAUCAUAUAACUGGUGAUUCUAUAAUGGUAUCGUCAGAAACAUUGAAUAAAGUUAGUGAAGUUACUAAUCAUUCAGAAAAGAAGAUAGAAGGUAAUCUUGAAAAUGAACUUAUUAAUAGUGAUACAAAAGAAAAUGAAGUCCAUCAAGUUGACAGUGAUAAACAAAAUUUGAUUGAUAACGAAACUUCAAAACAAUCUGUAAGUGAUUUUAGUGAAAAUGCUGACGAAUCUUCAUCCAGCAUAAAAGAUAAAUUUCCAACAACAGAAGUUGAAGAUACUAAUAAUAAAAAAGACUUUUCUCACAGUGUUAAUAAAGAUACUUGUUCGGACAAUAGUUUAGAGGGCGAACAGGAUUCUUUAGAUUCAACAAAAAUAUCUGAAGGAAUUGUAGAUAAUCACAAUAGUACAGAAAACACAAUGGAUGGUAUAGAAGAAAAUUUCGAUAACCAGGAUGUAAAGCAGUCUGAAGAACCAGAAAUAGAAACAAGAAAGGUACCAAAGCUCUCUUUAAAAUUACCCAAACCAAAGCCCCUUUCUGAUCCAGAAGAUAGUGAUGAAAGUGAUAAGCAUGAGAUGGAAAUUGAUAACAUUGAGAGUGAAAAUGAGAAUGAUCCAGAAAAAAGUGAUUCAGAAUUAUUACCAGCAGAUAAAGAUGAAGCAGUUGCUGAAAAAGAUACCUCAACUUCUGAAGUUCAGUAUCCUGUAGCAGAUUCUGAUAUACCAAUUGUUGAAAUUGAAUUAGAUUUGUCCCUUGACAAAAUGGAUAUCAGAAUAUUGCUUCAGAAAUGUCUUCAAGCAACAGCGGCCACUUGCAUUUACUGCAACCACGCUCGUCGAAUAGCUGUCAAUGGCAAACAGCUUGGCUUGCAUGCUAUUGCAGAACAUCGAUAUUCUGCUAUAAAUAAAAGCAUAACAGCCGAAGAACUAAUACCUGAUAGCUUUAAUUCAAGAAUAAAAGAAUGCUUUGAACAGUUGCAAGAAGUUUUCUUCAAUUUGGACUCGGGUGCUUCAGAUGAGGCAGUGACUUUUUCUCACGUGUUUGAGUGUUUUCAGUGCCACUACAGUACAACUGUUCACAAGGAACUUUACCUACAUAAUAGAAAAUUUCACUCAAAAAACUUAUUACUGUGUAUAAUGUGUAAAUCUAAUUUCUAUAGUUAUAGCGAACUUAUAUGUCACUUAUGUCCCGGUGUGUAUAUAUUGGACUAUAAUUUACAAUUCAGAUGUUGCAUGUGCGUAAGUGACGAUCUCCCUUCGUCGUUUCGUCUGAUGGUUCAUUUAAGAAAAAGACACAAUGUCUGUGAUGUAUGUUUAGAAAUGUGUCAUAGUCAGUAUAAAUUAUCUAACCAUGUGUGGAAACAUAAGUUGCACCACUUUUGUUAUAGAUGUGGCAUUGCAUAUAGAAAUAAGCCUGAUAUUACAAGACAUCUUUUCUGGAAACAUGGCACUGAAAGUGUUCUUUGCAAGAAAUGUCUGCAGAAGAAAUGGCCCCACGUUUACCACUUUUGUGUUCCCCCGGCAGCUUUUACCUGUGAAGAGUGCAAUUUAGUUUUUAGUAGAGCAGUAUCACUCAAGGUCCAUAAGAGGAUACAUACUGAAGAAAAGAAACAUGCUUGUACAUGGGAAGACUGUACUGAAGCUUUUAUUUCUAAGAAACUAAUGGAAAAACAUUUGAAAAGGCAUACAGAACCUCCAGAAGAAGAGAAAGUUGAAGAAGAGAUUAAAGAAGAACCGAACGAUGUUGAAAAUGAGACAGAACAAGUUAAAGAAGAGGUUGACAAAGAUUCAGAAGAUUCCGCCAAAUCUGUAAAACCGAAAGUUGAUGUUUACGAUCUUCCUGAACUAAAUCUAUCAGAAAGUGACAGUAGUGAUUCGGAGCCUGAACCUGAAAAGCCCGAAGAAACUACGACAGUUAAAGAUCCGAUUGCUGAAUCAAAGAUUGAUAAUAUAAUUGAGGAUCAAAAUGUAUUAAAAGAAGAUUCAAUACAAAAAUCUCCAACAAAUGUGACCGAGUCACAAGUACAGGAAAAAUUUGAAGAUCUACAACAACAAGCAGUUGUGGACGAUGCUUCUUCAAGUGUGAUGCAAAAUAUUUGGGAUAAUUUCAAGAAUUAUCAGGCCAGUAAAGAGAAAUUAGAUCAUAUGCUUAUUGGAGAAUUUGACACAAAACCUGAUGAACCCUAUGUGCCCGACAUUCCUAUACCUAUGGUCGAGGAAGAAUUGACGUGGCAAGUGGCGCUUAGGGAUCAUGACUAUUGCGCGGAACAGGGUAAAGAUACUGAUACUAUUAUUGAGGUUAAGCCGGCUUUGGAAUCUGCGGAACGUGUAGACCACGACUAUUGCUUCCAGUCGGAAUCGGACAAGACGGAACAGCCUAAAGGGACCGAAGCUGUCAAAGACAUUCCUCAAAUAGUGGAGCAAAAAAGUCCGGCGCAAAAACGAAGUUCUUCCAGUUCGUCGAGCAGCGAUAGCGAUUCUAGUUGCGCCUGCGGUUCAAGUUGCUCUUGCUCAGAUAGCAGUUCGGAUAGUUCUAGCUCAAGCUCAGAUAGUUCAAAUUCUGACAGUUCUGCUGAAGGAGGAACGAAAAAGCAGCAACGACGUUUGAAAAAGAAAGAGAGGAAAAACGCAAAGAAGGAAGCUCCAAAAGAAUUAGAGGCUAAAGUUGACACUGUAGCUGUUGAUCAACCUGUUGUGGCUGUAGAAACACCAAUUAACGAAUCGGAUCUAGAAACGACUGAAAGUGAAACUGAUGAAGAAUUUUAUGACAGGGAACCACAAAUGUUUGCCAAGAAAAUAUUGGAAGAAAAGCGGGCUCAACUUUUAGCCGAAAUGGGACCAAAUAUGGUACCAAAUGGUUCAUUUAUUGAAAGUACCAGUAGACCACCAACGCCGCCUGCUGGUACAAUUGAAGAGGAAGAACAACAACCCAAGAAGAAAAAGAAAACAAAAAAGCGGAAAAAGAAGAAGAGCGAAAAAAGAGUACCCCUAGAACAAAGAACAUAUUCUUCUACAUUAAUAGUGGACUCCAAUCCCCCACAGAUAUCAACUCCCUCAUAUUAUCAGCAGUUCCAUCAAGUCGAGAGACAAUCUCCAACAGUUGCUCCCAUAACUCUAUCUCUUUCCAGAAAUUCGCCUGUUCCACAAACCCCGCCGAUAAAUACCUCUAUUGAAAUGCCCGUCUUAGCUCGUCAGGAUUCCACUGCUUCGGAUACGAGCUUGAGAGCAUCAAAAAGAAGAAGAGUGCCAAAUAAAUUCUAUGGUUAUUCCAGCGACGAGGAGAACGAUAAACCUAAAAGGAGUAAGAUGGAACUGAACAAGACUAUACCAGCUCCAGCGUCGCCAAUGCUAGUGCCACCAAUCACGAUAAAGACCGGUCCUUCGCCGAUGACGCUACCGCCUAAACCGCCGGUGGUGGAGCCCCUCACUCUGCGUCUUCCUCGGCCUACUCAUCCACCAAACGAUUUCAGAGUUCAACGAAGGCCAUCAAUUCCACCAAUUCGCUUGUUUAAGCCAAAGAUACCCAUAGCUUCAAGAGAUGAAAGCGCUACGGAUUCUAAUGAUUCCGAUAUGGAUGAGCCAGCUGAAGCAGCCAAUGGACCUCCCAAGCCACAGCAGCCACAGCUGUAUUGUUAUUGUAGAUGUCCUUAUGACGAAGUCUCAGAAAUGAUUGGAUGCGAUUCAAAUGAUUGUGAAAUAGAAUGGUUCCAUUUUGAAUGUGUUGGAAUUAUGGUACCACCUAAAGGACAGUGGUUCUGCCCCGAUUGUAGAAAGAAGAAACAGCAGCAAAGAAGAGACAUACUGACUUAAAUUUUCAGGAAUGCAUCAGUUUCGCGUGAAAUUUUUGUUUAAAUAGUAUUUUAAUGUUGAUUGUAAUUCUCCAUUGUAGAGAUACUUAUUCACCUUAGAAGUCUUUCAUUAGUUUUAUUUUUACAUGUAUAGCAGUUAACUUGUAAAUGUAUAUGGGAAAAAAUGUUGAAAUUUAAUUUAAGAAAACGUAUAUGAAAAGAAAUGUCUUACAUGCAUGCUUUAAUUUUUUUGUUCUAAAAAUCUGGAAGAUUUAAAUUCAAUAGAUUGAGAAAGGUGGUACUUACGAGGUUUAAAAAACAUUAAUUUAUUUUUAAAAUUGAGUUAAAUUUAGACCUUUUUGUUUUGAGGUUAUUUGUAAAGUCUGUCCAGCGAGAGAAGGCAUUUUCAACAGACGGCAUUGUGUCAACUGUCAUUGUCAUAUUUUCUCUUGUUGGACAAAAUGUAUUUUUAAUUAGUAUGGCUCAUUUUAACGGGGCUAUUACAUAACAAUUGUAAAGGUAUCUUCUGUUUAAAAUUUAAUUUUUUGGAUGCUGUGAAAAUUAUAAUUAGUAUUUAUUUUGACGGAUUUGCUAAAAAACAAAUAUUAAAAUUUUCGCAGUUAAAACAGCUUUAUAUUGUUUCUUGUACAUAAUAUAACUGUAAAUAUUCUUUAUAUUCUAUAUUCUUUACUGUAAGGAAUGCAUACAUACUGAACUGUACCAGUUUUAGUUUUUUUUUUCUCUAUGAUAGAUCUUAAUGUAUAUUAUUUUUAUUAAUACUUUGCCAAAUUAGUGUAAAAAACUUGUAAAUAAUUUUGUCAGUUAUUGUGUAUUGACAGUGUGUUUCCUGGUUUGAAUGUGGUUUUUAGUAAUAGAUCUGGAAUGCAUAUUCAGGAUACUUACGUUUCUGAUACCCAUUAUUAAAUGUGACAAACUAAAUAC
This is a messenger RNA of Sitophilus oryzae (rice weevil), 6244 nucleotides long. RefSeq lists its product as uncharacterized. The transcript has 15 exons. NCBI's taxonomy places the organism in Eukaryota, Metazoa, Arthropoda, Insecta, Coleoptera, Curculionidae. The coding region runs from base 210 to 5324 and encodes 1704 amino acids. The record is from RefSeq and is a predicted model, not a curated record.